CCCCAAACUCACAAUCCAUCCCUCCCCCGCCCACCCUCCUCCUUGGCAACCACAGGUCUGAUGUCACAUCCCGAUAUCUGUCGGUACCCAGGUCCUCUUCUAGACUUUGUAUUCUGUGCCAUCAAGUUGCUUAUGUAACUUUACUCCCAGUUUUAGAUUUUGAAGCUGUACACUAUGUUGAAUCUUUAUAGCACCGUGGUUAAGAGUGUGGACUCUGAAACAGGUCCCCUGGGUUUCUAUCUUCGCUCUCCCCUUCCCUCAGACCGCGAAGUACGGUAACGCUAAGCUCCUGGCCCUGCUGAAUCUGCUUGGCUACCAGUGACCUCCCUCCACCCACAGCAAAGCUGGUUUGGCCUGGUACCUGGGACCCCUAGGGAUCCUCCUUGGAGAACAGACUUGGAGAGAAAAUGCUCCAAGGAGGCAGGGAUGUUGGGGUGAAAAAGGAGGGGGAAGAACUGAACUGUUCUUCCCACUUCAGCGCGAAUCGUUAGGUUUCAAAGCUCUUGGGAAGCGGGAGUGCGGGGGAAGGAGGCUCCCUUCAGAGAGAGGCCAAGAGAGCCCCCCCAGAUGGGAGCAUCUCCAGGGCAAAUUGCCUAAAUCACCUUCCGGCUACAGUGAAAUGUUAAAGCGACGGUGGCUCCCACUGACCCUCGCAUCUCGUCCUCCCGUCGCGCGCCCAGGCUGCCCGUCACCCCCACCCCCAAGCGCUCGCAGAGGCGACCGCUCUUGGGUCUUAACCAGACUCGCGCGUCAGUGACGGGUAAAGCGGGGUGCGGUAGUCCUGGUCCCUCUCCCGGAGUCCGGCUUCCGUUCCCCGGGUUCCCACCCCUCCGCCUCUGGACGCAGACCUCGGAGCUUCCCCUCCCAUCUCCCUUUCUUUCUAGGAAUUGAGGGAUCCUGGCCUCCCCCGGCGGGUGGAAGGGGCGGGGUAGUUGUAGACAACCAGAGGAGCCGCAGUCCCUUGGCCCUCUCGCUGCCUCCCCGCUCCACCCCCUUCUCUCCCCUCCAUCGGUUUCGGAAGGGCCCACCCUGGAGACAACUACUUCCCCUGCCGGGGAUGGGGGCUGAGGCCGGUGGGGUUCGGAUGCGGUAGGCGAGUCCUUCACUGGCCGGCGGCUCCGCGGUGGCCUCCUGGUACUCUCCCGUCUCGACCAAAGAGUUUCUUAGCUGGCUCUCAAACAGGCUGUCGCUCCUUUGUUUCUCUGAGGGCCUGGCGGAGAAUAGACAGAGCAGGGGACACGGAGGCCAAGAAACAUCAGGUGCACAGAUCCUGACUGGGUCCGACUGGUGACAGAGACUAUUAUCUGAGGCGGGUGCACCCUGGGCUGACACUUCCCUGGGGUGAAAGGAGAGGGGGCAUCCCCAACCGGCAACCAAGUAAAUUGCAGAUUCCCUCAGGAGUUAGUGGCCUAUAAGAAGAAAGUCAUGGAGUCCCUUGAAGAAAUAUCAGAGGACGAGGUCCCCAAAGAACACAAGACUUCCUCGACCCCAUCCUGGAAGCUCUCGGCCAAGGAGAUUCUGGCCGCCAAGACCCAAAACUACUUUGCUCAGACUAAAAGAACCGAGAACGUCUUGGUCCAGGUGGCCUUCUCCGUUGGGCUAAGCAGCAUAUGGCGUUUCCCAUACCUGUGUCAUCGGAAUGGAGGCGGCAGCUUCAUCCUGAUGUACUUCUUCAUGCUGCUCCUGUUCGGGAUUCCCCUCUUGUACAUGGAGAUGAUCAUGGGGAAGUGGCUGCGUGUGGACAACAUCCGGGUCUGGAAGCAGCUUGUCCCCUGGCUGGGUGGCAUCGGCUACGCCGGCUUACUGGUGUGCACCUUAGUGAGCCUGUAUAACAGCAGCAUCGUCACCUGGAGCCUCUCCUACUUGGGCAACUCCUUUGAUCAUCCCCUGCCCUGGAACCAGUGCCCACCGAUGAAGAGCACCAACGUUACCGAUGUCACCUGCCUUCGGACGGUGUCCCACCAGUACUUCUGGUACCACCACACCCUGAAUGCCUCCAACAACAUUGAAGAAGGGUUUGAGGUCCUCGUCCUGAAUCUCAGUUUGGGCAUCUUUGCGGUCUGGCUCCUCCUCUUCUUAAUCUUGGUUACAGGGCUCAAGAUGUCAAUGCAGAUGCUGGUGUUCUCAGUAUUACUGCCCUACAUCACGCUCCUCUGCUUCCUCAUCCGAGGGCUCCUCUUGGAAGGUGCCACCACCAGCCUCAGACGUAUGGUGACCACAGAGCUCUCGGCCUGGGCCUCGCUGGACCUGUGGUGUCAGGCAGGAGGCCACGUGCUCUACUCCCUGGGCCUGGGCAUGGGCACUAUCAUCUUAUUCUCCUACGACGCUGGAGGUGACAACUAUGCCCAGGUGGCCUCUCUGGUGGCCCUGGUCAACCUGGUGACCUCAUUGCUGACCACAUCCAUCAUCUUUAUAGUGCUGGGGUUCUGGACCACCACCAGUGGCCACGCCUGUGUCAAGCAGAGUGUCUCCAAGCUGAUGAAACUAAUAGAACAGGGGGUGCUGUCUCAGGAUGCCAUGCCCCCGGAAGACAUCCUGCUCCUGCCCUCCCUGGACUACCUGGACUGGAUCAGCAGCCUCCCAGACCACCUCCAGCACCAGAUUGUCUACUUCUCCCCCUCCUGCAGCAUCAAGGCGCAGAAGGAGAAGUUCAUGGAGGGCCCCGGCCUGGCCUUUGCAGCCUUCUCCCAGAUCAUCUCAUUGUUCCCUGGUGCCUCUUUCUGGGCCAUCCUCUUCUUCAUGGGCCUGCUCAUCAUAGGGCUGAGCACCUUGAUGAAGCUCUUGGAAGGCAUCGUCUCUCCCAUUCAGAACUCCAUCUCCAUCUUCAGGGAUUAUCCCAGGAUGCUCUCAGGUAUGGGGCUCCUCACCCCAGUGACCACCUUGCCCUGGCACCCCUCCUCACCAGGCCACCCCCAGUCUCCAGGGCUCACUUUGACCCCUGACCCAGCCCUACACACAGACCUCAGUGGGGCCAAACCUGCCUCUGCCUUAGCCAUCAUCUGCUUGGGAGGUUUUCUGGGCAGCCUCGUCUUCACCAGUCGUGCUGGCAGCUACGUCAUGUCAUUGUUUGACGACUACCUGGUCCCAAUAAGCAUCAUCAUCGUUGUGGCCUUCCAGAACAUGGCCCUGGUCUGGAUCUACGGAGCUAGGAGGUUUCGGGAAGAGCUGUUCAGUGAGCUAGGCCACCCUCUGUGGCCCUUCCCCACAUUCCUGUGGUGCUACGUGACGCUGCCGGGGCUGCUGGCCCUCCUCGCCCUCUGCCUGGUGCAGUUCUACCAGAGCACACACCUCUACUACAUCGCCUGGGACAGCAGUGCGAGCCAGGAAGUAAAACAGCCCUACCUGCAGAGGACUCUGGGCUGGGUCACCUUUCUCAGCAUCCUCACCUUUCUGCCAAUCCCAAUCCACCCACUUCGCCAGUGGUGGUGCCUCCCGGACUGUAUGGCCCCUGAUCCCUUAGAAAAUCUAAUGUCCAAGAAGAUGACCUUGGUGUCCCCCCAGCCGGGGGCCGAACUGGGGCUCCUGGCACUUCAGCCCGGCCUCAAGUAG
Messenger RNA from Sus scrofa (pig), 3549 nucleotides. The record is from RefSeq and is a predicted model, not a curated record. Lineage: Eukaryota; Metazoa; Chordata; Mammalia; Artiodactyla; Suidae.